Messenger RNA from Myripristis murdjan (pinecone soldierfish), 2441 nucleotides. Its product is annotated as cationic amino acid transporter 2-like. Gene Ontology annotation, molecular function: L-ornithine transmembrane transporter activity; L-arginine transmembrane transporter activity; L-lysine transmembrane transporter activity. The transcript has 12 exons. Gene Ontology annotation, cellular component: plasma membrane. Gene Ontology annotation, biological process: L-arginine import across plasma membrane; L-ornithine transmembrane transport. The coding region runs from base 149 to 1975 and encodes 608 amino acids. The record is from RefSeq and is a predicted model, not a curated record. NCBI's taxonomy places the organism in Eukaryota, Metazoa, Chordata, Actinopteri, Holocentriformes, Holocentridae.
CUCUCGGGCCACUGAUUACCUGCAGGGUCUGAACUGGAUUCAGGUGUGCUCCUCCUGUGGUGAGCAAAGGUUUGAGUGUGUUAGCAGAAGUGAAGUCCAGCACACCACCAGCAGCAGUGGAUCCAGGCCGGCUGAUUAGCACAUUAACAUGGAAGCAGCCAGCAGAGAAACCUUCGCCAAAGUGCUGCGGUUUAUUGGGAGCCUGAGCCGUAAGAGGCCCAUCGAGCCCGAGGGGGAGGAGUCCGCCCUCUGCCGCUGCCUGAGCGCCCUGGACCUGGUGGCCCUGGGCGUGGGCGGCUCGCUGGGCGCCGGGGCCUACGUGCUGUCAGGAGAGGUGGCGCGGGAAGUGGCCGGGCCCAGCGUCAUCGUCUCCUUCCUGGUGGCGGCGGUGGCGGCCAUCUUUGCAGGACUGUGCUAUGCAGAGUUCGGGGCCCGUGUCCCGAAGACGGGCUCUGCUUACCUGUACAGCUACGUGACGGUGGGGGAGCUGUGUGCGUUUGUCACCGGCUGGAACCUGCUGCUGUCCUACAUCAUCAGAGCAUCGAGCAUAGCGAAGGCCUGGAGUGGGACCUUUGACGACCUGAUACACAACGUUAUGGCCGCCACGCUGAGAAAAUCCACAGCGAUGGACUCGCCGGGCCUCGCUCUAUACCCAGACUUCUUUGCUGCAGCGCUGAUAAUGUUGCUGGCAGGGAUCCUCGCAUACGGCAUGAAAGAGUCCGCCGGGCUGAAUUCCAUUUUCACCGCGGUGAAUAUAUUGGUGUUGCUUUUUAUCAUCAUCGCUGGCUUCAUAAAAGGGGACAUCAACAACUGGCACAUCAGUGAGGACGCUAUCCUGAAUGCCACGCUGCACGCAGGGAAUGUGACUCUAAAUGAAACCACUGACUACGGCGUCGGCGGCUUCUUCCCCUUCGGCUUCGAUGGGACUUUGGCAGGAGCUGCAACAUGUUUCUACGCCUUUGUUGGAUUUGACUGCAUUGCCACAACAGGGGAGGAGGUAAGGAACCCGCAGAGGGCGAUCCCUCUUGGGAUUGUGGUCUCCCUGCUGAUCUGCCUCCUGGCUUAUUUUGGGGUGUCGGCUGCCCUGACCCUCAUGAUGCCCUACUACCUCCUGGACGCCCACAGCCCUCUACCUGUGGCCUUCGAAUACGUCGGCUGGGAGCCAGCAAAGUAUGCUGUGUCACUGGGAUCCCUGUGUGCUCUGUCCACAAGUCUCCUGGGAGUCAUGUUUCCGACACCGCGGGUGCUCUUUGCCAUGGCGAGGGACGGGCUGCUCUUCCAGCCGCUCGGCAAAGUGAGCUCCAGGCAGAUUCCUGUCACAGCCACACUGAGCUCAGGUGCUGCGGCAGCCUUCAUGGUUCUGUUGUUCGAUCUAAAGGCGUUGGUUGACAUGAGUUCAAUUGGGACUAUGUUUGCCUACACUCUUGUUGCAGUUUGUAUUCUCAUAUUAAGAUACAAAGAAGAUUCCAGUUUUGUCCACAGAUCAGAGCCAUUUACAUUAAUGGGACUCCUACGGCCUCCCUCUCGACCCACCCACCGAACCUCGAAAAACGUUAACAUUGUCAUAGUUAUUAUUUUGUUUGUGGUGAUCGUUUUAAGCGUGGUGCUGUCCGAGACUGUGGAUUCCCUCUGGCGGAGAGAGCCGCGGACUCUGCUGCUCGUCUCUGUCCUUGCGCUGACACUGGUCCUCGCUCUUGUUAUCAUCUGGAGACAGCCGCAGAACACCACGAAAGCUGCUUUCAUGGUUCCACUUCUACCUGUGCUUCCUGUUGUAAGCAUCUUCAUCAACGUCUACCUCAUGGUGCAGCUGGGAGGAGAGACGUGGAUCAGCUAUGCAGUUUGGAUGGCAGUGGGCCUGGUGGUCUACUUUGGCUAUGGCGUUCAUCACAGCGUGCAGAGACGACGGCUCAGGGAGGCUCGCAGCCAGAUGAAUAUCGACAAUUUGAACAGGAAUGCUGUGGACUCUGCAGGCUGACUGCAGGCGUCUUAACUGCGGCCAUUGAAAAAUAUGGAACAUUAUUUUCAACUUAGCUGGUUCAAGUUGAUCACAAAAAAAAAAAAAAAAAAAUGUUGAAAUUGACACAAGCUGAUCGAAGAAUCACCUUGAAAUAUUCUUAGCAGUUUAAUGAAGAUUCAGCCAGACUCAGAAUGACUGAACUGUACCCGAUGCCUCUCUUGAUGCAUAUUUUAUGGUUAAAAUUAGUUUUUGUUGGCAGAGGAUGUUACCUGUACCUGUAAAUAUAUGUGGUGUGAUGCCACACUGCAUCUUACACCUUUUAAUCAUUUUAUCCAUGUAGACCUGAACUUCCACUCAGGACUAUGCAGUCAUGGAUAUUAUUGAUAUUCAAUGUACAACGGUUUUAGACAAAAACAGGGAUUUUUAAUUUUGUAAUAAGUAAGAAUAAAUGACGAUGAAAUUGUAAAUAAAUUUUAUAGAAGUG